AUGUCGGCACAGGAGGUGCAAAAAUGUUUACAAAAAGCCGGCAAUAAAUAUAUUGAUUCUGCGAAGAAGGAUAUCAUUGGUGCACUUCAAGAAUUCAAGGUAUGCUUUUAUUUUCAUGUGAGAAAGUUUCACUGAGAGGAAAGAUCACUCUAAUUUUGGUUUACUAAAGUCCGCUUCUCUUCUAAAAAAAAAUUAAAAAUUCAAAGCAAAAAACACGUAAAAUCAAGGUUGCUCUAUCGCACACAUAAUUUAUUUAAAAUAUUAUUUUAGGACCUCCAACCCAUCAAUCAGGACCAUCUUUUCACCGAUGGCAAAAGACGCACCGCAUUUUGUCUACGAGGAACAAUACCAGUUUAUUACAAAGGUAGUUGCUAUAAUAUACCUGUCUCAAUAUUUUUAUGGCAAACCCAUCCAUAUUAUGCACCUAUAUGUUUUGUCAAUCCAACAGCAACAAUGGUCAUCAAAGUGAGUUUAAAUUCUGGAUUUUCCGACCGAAAAAAAUCUUACCUUUUAGGAGUCCGAACAUGUAAAUAAAGAGGGUCGUAUAUACUUGCCAUAUUUGAACGAGUGGAGAUUCCCAGGACACGAUCUGAAUGGUUUAUUAAAUAUAAGUUUUUUUGAUUGA
Messenger RNA from Caenorhabditis angaria, 625 nucleotides. The record is from the annotation of a GenBank genome assembly. NCBI's taxonomy places the organism in Eukaryota, Metazoa, Nematoda, Chromadorea, Rhabditida, Rhabditidae.